AAGAAAAGAAACUUCCGCAGCCUGUCCUCCUCCUCCACCGCAUAAUUCCGUAUGUCCCUUUAUAUUCCCGCCGACCUCCGCCAAUCUCAAUUGUUUUUCGCUGCCGCAUUUCGUCCAACACUUGAGACGUAAUCCAUGUCGCAGACCAUCAAAUAUUGGCUAUCGGAGCACCCAACCAUCUUAAACUUCCGCUGGAGCACCACCCACUCAUGGGGCUCCACCUGGUCCUUCCUCUUCACCGCCAUCCCCGCCUACAUCGCCGCCGCCGCCGCCCUCCACCUACUACUCACCCUCUUCCGCCGACGUGACCGCCCUGUCCCGCUCGGCCCAAUCCCUGCCGUCCACAGCCUCUGCAUGGCCCUCAUAUCCGCCGUCAUCUUCGCCGGAAUCCUCGUCUCCUCCGCCGCAGAGAUUCGCGAAACCCGCUGGUUCUGGCGGCGCACCAAGACCACCCCUUUCCAGUGGCUCCUGUGCUUCCCGCUCGGCACCCGCCCUUCCGGCCGCGUCUUCUUCUGGUCUUACGUCUUCUACCUCUCCCGAUUCCUCCACCUCCUCCGCACAUUCUUCAACAUCCUCCGCCGCCGCCGUCUCACCUUCUUCCACCUCUUCAACCAGUCCAUCCUCAUCUUCAUGUCGUUCCUCUGGCUCGAAUUCUCCCAAUCGUUCCAGGUCCUCGCCAUACUCUCCACCACUCUGCUCUACUCCGUCGUCUACGGCUACCGGUUCUGGACCGGAAUCGGGCUCCCCGGCGCGUGCUUUCCCUUCGUGGUGAACUGCCAGGUGGUGCUGCUGGGCUGCAACUUGGUAUGCCACGUCGGCGUCCUCUCCCUGCACAUUUUGAAAGGCGGCGGGUGCAACGGGAUCGGUGCUUGGCUUUGCAACUCCGUCCUCAACGGCGCGAUUCUGUUGCUGUUCUUGAAAUUCUACGUGAAAAUGUAUUUGAAGAAUUCAGCGGUGGUUGAUGAGGUUGUGAGUUCGCCCACGCAUUUGGGAUCUGAGUCGGAGUCAAAGCCCGUGGUUAAAGAAAAGUAUUGUUAACGAUAAAAAUUUAGUUGCACAGAAAUUUCGAUAAAGCUGUCUAAUUAGAUUAGUUCUCACAUCCGUUUGGACAAAGCAAAACUCCUUGUCAACGGUGUGAUUGGGCUGCCCUACCCAAGCGAGUUACUUGAUUUAGCAGGUUCUAGGUGUAGAUGGAAAUAAGCUUCAUUGUGAAUAUGAUAUAUUUUUCCUUAAAUAAAUUUGAAAGUUCUCUA
Molecule: messenger RNA, 1253 nt
Organism: Pyrus x bretschneideri (Chinese white pear)
Lineage: Eukaryota; Viridiplantae; Streptophyta; Magnoliopsida; Rosales; Rosaceae
Product: elongation of fatty acids protein 3-like
Exons: 1
Coding region: 136-1038 (300 amino acids)
Biological process (GO): sphingolipid biosynthetic process; very long-chain fatty acid biosynthetic process; fatty acid elongation, saturated fatty acid
Cellular component (GO): endoplasmic reticulum membrane
Molecular function (GO): fatty acid elongase activity
Source: RefSeq, a predicted model, not a curated record